This is a messenger RNA of Hydra vulgaris (swiftwater hydra), 2821 nucleotides long. Lineage: Eukaryota; Metazoa; Cnidaria; Hydrozoa; Anthoathecata; Hydridae. The record is from RefSeq and is a predicted model, not a curated record.
AUGGAUAAAAAUAGUCUUCUAAAUUCGCUUAUAAAAUCGUACAAUAAUGCUCGUCCGUUUAAGAAAAAAGUUGAUAGUCAAAAAAAAGUCCAUAAAAUAUGGAAUGAGAUCAAAGAAAAGAAAGAUUUGGAGGAUCAAGUAAAGACUUUGAUCCAAAAGUAUACCUCAAUGGUAUUGAAACAAAAAGGUUUUUUAAUGUCAUUUUGGGCCUAUCAAACAACCAAGCGAUCUGUUCCUUCCCAUUCCAGUUAUUCCGCUUUAGAGUUCCAGUCCGAUACAAAUCAAAUUAUUGAGCCGAUAGAUAUCGUUGAUACCACGUCAGAUAUCUCUCGCCCUGACAUCCUAAGCACAGUUCAAAUUGAGACGAAGAAGGCCAAGACUCAUGCUCAAGACACAAUCAAAUCAGAAAUUGUUGUUUUGAAUCAAGAAACAGUUGCUAUGAAGAGAAGAAAAAGAAGUGGCUUAUGGGCCGAUGCUGAAGAAGAAACCUUUAAAAAGAAGAAGGCCAAUGUCCAGGAACUCACGACUAAUCUUAAUAAGUUGAUCGGCAACAUUAAGUCAAAACAAAAAUCAAGGGCUGAAAAAAAAACUGUCAUGAAUCAGGUGUUUGCUUACCACCCGGAAGUGAAAAAAGCUCUUAAAGUACGUGACGGAAUCGGUCGCCCUACUAUUGAGGUAAAACAAUCUGAGAUAUUGCGUGUCAUCAUACAACUUGCUGAACAUGGAUCUGCUGCCCACGAUAAAAGACAAUCUGAAGUGUAUAGGAGCCUUAAAUUGUUGGAUGAGCUUGGUGCCGAGCUCGAAAAGAGAGGUUACCAUCUGCAGAAGUGCUUUAUAUACUCGUUUGCUGCCAAAACGGAGUGAUUCGCUUGAAGAGACACGUCCACACGGUUCCAGUCAAGUUGAUGCGGGCUCAAAAUGACCUCCAUUCAAGUCACGUGGAUGGUCCAUUUUGUACAGUAACUAUAAAGAAUGUGGAAGAAGUUUGCUCUUUUUUGGGCCCAAAGGAUGUGUGCUUUAUAAGUCAAGACGAUAAAGCUCAGAUCCCUAUAGGAAUCACUGCUGCCAACAAACAAGCUCCUAUAUUGAUGCAUAUGGAAUAUCGAGUUUCUCUUCCUGAUCAUGAUUGGGUCAUCGCUGCAAAGCACAAACUCAUCCCGUCCGUAUACGCAGGUAUCGCAAUCAAACCAGAUGGGCUUGGAAAAUCUGACGCAGUUUCCCAUUCCGGUCCCACUUAUGUUGCUAUUCGUUCCGGAAAGCAUUCAUCAUCGACAGCGUAUGCUCACGGAUUGGACUUUGAACGACUUUUGACUCUGCCAGAGUUUGAUUCCAUUACAAAAGAUCCUUUGACCAAGUUGGUCAAGCCAGUAGUUGUCUUCAGUGUUGAUGGUAGAUCAGAUGAAAAUCCACGAUACGCUAAAGUCAUCGAAAUUGGUAUAUCCUUCUUUUUCAAGUUUUUUAUUGCGAUCUAUCAAUAUAAUUAUGUUUCUUCCAAUUUAAAUAUUUAUUUUGUUUACAGCAAUACAUCAUUUCCUUACAAAUGAUUUGGAUGCCUUAUUGAUCAUGACGAAUGCGCCAGGACGGAGUGCUUUCAAUCGAGCCGAAAAAAGGAUGGCUCCACUGAGUAAAGAGUUGGCAGGAUUGAUCUUACCUCAUGAUCAUUAUGGAACUCAUCUAGACUCUAAAGGUAUUCAAAUUCAUUUUUAAUAUCAACUCUUUAUCAAAAUAUAAAUAUAUACAAGGCAUAAAGAAAUAAUUAUAUGCCUUGCGACUUAUAUUUAAGGCAGGACAGUGGAUCUUCUUUUGGACAAACAAAACUUUAAGUUUGCUGGAAAUAGCUGUGCCUCCGUCUUUUCAGGUCUGAUGAUUGAUCAGUUUCCAACGGUGGCCGAGUAUAUCGAUCCAGACAACAAGACGGAGCUCGAUGUUCAUCAUCUCUUAUCAAAGGAUCAGGACUGGUUUGCCUCUCAUGUGCGCACCAGUCAAUAUUUCAAGCAAAUUGUGAAAUGUGAAGAUCCCGCAUGUUGCGCUUUGAAAAGGAGCUCUUACUUACAUGUUAUUCCUGGUCGAUUUCUGCCUCCACCUAUUCCAAUUAGCCAGUCAGAAAAUGGCUUGAAAGCUGUAGCCAUUUCAGAUGUUGCCAGCAAGAACCGUUUUUCUUCUGUAUUUUUUCUUAUCGCUUCCAAUAUUCAGAGCACCAUUCCUCGAUCAUUGAUAUCAUUCAAACUUCCUCCUUACGAUCUGUUUUGUCCCUCUGUGCAAUCAAGUUUGUCUCAGAGAAUCUGCAAGCAUUGUAACUUGUACUUUGCCUCCCAAGUCAUGCUCAAAAAGCAUGUCAGCGUUACUCAUUCCAAUGUUAUUAACCAAAUGGCUAUUACUUUUUCGCAAAUCAGGCCGGUUUGCAUUGCCGCCAAGCGCAAAAGAGAGUUAAUGGCUGUAAUUGCAAUAAAGGAGAACGCGGCCUUUGCUUAAUGGUUCGAUGAGGAUGAAAUCGAAACGGAGGGCCUACAUACUCCGAAUGAUUCAACUAUUUUAGGCGAACCCGACUGCUCUAUUCCAAUCAUAUCAAUUGAUGAUUAUUUAAAAAAUCCUUGGAUGGAUGAUGCGUGAGGCAAGUUCUCAUGACACACUUUAAUUAAAUUUAAUAUAUAGAAUAAGACUAAAAUAAUAAAUAAUUUUUUUUUCUUUUUCAGAAAGGCAAAGGAGCAAAAACAUACGUGGAAAUACCUAAUCAGCUCCUGAAUGAUAUUUAAACAGAGAAAAAUGUAAUUCACAUGUAACAAUUGUCAAUAAAAAUGCUUAAAUUAAGAAAGGAUUUUUU